CGACUCCCAGUGCUGCGAUGAACAAGCGUUGACAGGGGACUUGUCCGCGCCGCGCAAGACACGGUUCUGAACGCGUUGCGCUCGGAGGUUCCCGCGGCGUCGUGGAGAUCAGGUUUGGCCUCGCUGGCAAGCUGAACUUGGUCGAUUUGGCUGGAUCGAAAAGCAGUCGAAACACACUCGGCGGGCGGGGGCCAGAACGGACGAAGUCAAACACGUCAACAGGAGUGUCUCAAACAACUGCAUCGCGAUGUUGAAGCAGCCUGGACGGAAACGCAUUCUGUACAGAGACUCGACGCUCACGCAGUUAUCCUCGCUUGGUGGUGUCGCGCGCUCAGUACGUUGGGUGUGCCAUUCCCUGUUGAAGAUGGUCCUCGCAAGUCGCAGGUCGUCCUCGCAACUAUCCAUGGGCUUGCCACCGACAAGACCAUCCAAACGAUCCAGUUUGCGGUAGCUCCAAUGGUCCAGGACUUGCUGACAGGGUGAGGACACUGAAUGCUAUCAGCGUGGGCAUGGUUGGGACGCUCGUCUUCGCGGCGAUGGCCGACGCGGUCCAAGGAUUUCCCGAGGGUAGCGCUGCUCGCCUUGUGGUUCAACACGGAUGGUCGAUGAUGCUGGUGGUGGGUGACGCUCGUGCGGACAAUGGAUGGUCAGGACGAUGGUGGCGCUAUCAAUGGCCAACGCCCUAUUUGUCUUUGAGGUGGUAGUGCCGACGGUGUGGCAACGAACUCUGCCCCAAACACCUUGGUCAUGUCCAUCGCUUGUCGUCGUGGUUGGACGCUGCUGUUUCUCAAGAAAGCAGUACACAUUCAAAGCUGUCUUUGCCAACGUCGCCCUUCGCGCGGCGUGGACAACGCCAACGACAUGGAUGCGUUUGAUGGCAGGUGUGACUGCUCUGUUCGUGUUGUGUGGAUUUAUGUGUGUGUUGCUGCCGUUGACGAAUCCUCCGACCCGUCGAAAAUCUGGAUGCAGCAGGAAGUUGCUGGUAACGCCGUGUUUCAGUUCGCUUGGCUCGUCAUUCGAAGCAAAAACGACUGUGGCCAUCUCGUCCCAUCUUGCACACGAUAGUGACACUACAAACAUGCGUGCGAUUCUGUAUCCAGAAGAGGCGCAUGACAUCCACAUGAUCUGCUUUGACGCGGUGGUCGUACUGGUGUCGUUGCCAGUCGGCGUCGUGUGGUGCAUUGUCGCAUAUCUGGUUUGCGGAGGCCACAAAUUGCCCAACGUCUCGACAUGUGGCUGCCAUGUACCGCCGCCACGUACCGCACUUGUCAGCGUGGAGAUUUGUUCUCGGUGGACCUUGUUCGAUCGAUGUCGUCGCUCAGCGUUUCGAUCGACACGAUGGUCGAAAAUUGAAAAUUCAAUCCCCAUGACGGCCACGAGCAUGUGCCACGCCUUGAUUUAUGGACGCAUUGGCGCAAUUGUUGCGUCCCUCGUACCUUGCGAACAAGAUGACCUCACAAGCUCCACCACCUCUGGAUAUCUGUGGAAAGCGCUGCGACGUCGUUUGCUGGACGCUUGACCGUCGGUCCGGUCGUGUCGACGAUUGUCCAAGUGGCUGUGGCCACUUGGACAAUCGCCACCGAUCCACACUACUUAUCAAGGUAUCAUACGAGCAAUCUCAACGACGAGCAUGCUGUG
Molecule: messenger RNA, 1638 nt
Organism: Aphanomyces invadans
Lineage: Eukaryota; Oomycota; Saprolegniomycetes; Saprolegniales; Verrucalvaceae
Exons: 2
Coding region: 644-1519 (291 amino acids)
Source: RefSeq, a predicted model, not a curated record